This is a messenger RNA of Guillardia theta CCMP2712, 1938 nucleotides long. RefSeq lists its product as hypothetical. Gene Ontology annotation, cellular component: mitochondrion. The transcript has a single exon. NCBI's taxonomy places the organism in Eukaryota, Cryptophyceae, Pyrenomonadales, Geminigeraceae. Bases 73 to 1836 code for a protein of 587 amino acids. The record is from RefSeq and is a predicted model, not a curated record. Gene Ontology annotation, molecular function: calcium ion binding; proline dehydrogenase activity; FAD binding.
CUUGGAAGCAAGAGCGAACAAACAGGAGGCAGCUUCUCAGCACAUACUUCACAGAGACAUCUCAAGUGUUUGAUGCUUCACUCCAGAGGCUAUGUGAUCUCCGGUGUGAAACGUUUGGAUGGCAAACAGCUCGGGAAGCAUGUGAUUCGGUUGGCGAAAGCGUCCGAUGCUUCCCCUCACGACAAGAGCGCUCGCUCCAAGAGCACUUCCGCUAUCCCAGUGGUCACUGCCCAGCAUGUUGAGCAUAUCAGACCGAUGAAUGACUGGAAGUUGAACUUUGAGGAUACAACCCAGAGCCUCGCAUGCAAGAGCAGCUAUGAGCUCGCUCUUGCCUCUGCCAUCUUUCAAGUGUGCUCCAUUCAGCCGCUGGUCAAGAAUGCCAAGGACAUGUACUCUUACGCAACCAAGGUGCUCGGGCAUGGGAUCCCCGAUGCUGUCGUGAGGGCGUCUUUCUUCAAGCACUUCUGUGGAGGGGAAAGCUCUGGCGACCUUAAGCCGGUUGUGCAGAAGCUUGGAGUGCAUGGCAUCGGAGCCAUCCUUGACUAUGCCGCUGAGGCUGAUGUUGCUCACACCCCAGAGGCAAGGCCAGGGAUGAGCGCUUCUGCUGAGGCCAUGGAGCAACAGUUUGAGGGAAAUGCUCGCAUCAUUAUGGAUGCCAUCGAUGCUGCCUCGGAAGUCUCUGCGUCAGGUGGCAAGGAGGGCUUCACGGCUGUAAAGCUCACAGGAAUGGGAAGGCCGGAGAUGUUGAGCAGGAUCAGCUCAAUCUUGACAUGGCUGCGCCAGACGUUCGCCCGUCUGGAUGACGACGGCAAUGGUCUUCUCACGCAGGAGGAAUUCAUCAAGGGUUUGUCGAAAGCUGGCUCGAAUCUGUCACACGAGGAGCUGUGCUCUAUCUAUCAGUCUAUUGACGCCAACAAAGACUCAAUGGUGGACGUCACUGACUGGAUGGACUCACUUUGGCCUUCCGAUCCAAAGUUCUCCUUGAUCUUCACCAGCUCGUUCAAGCACCUGCAAGGACCACAGUUCCGCUCGCUAGAUGAUGAGGAGUGUUACCAGUACCAGACGAUGCUGGACAGGUUAGAGAAGCUCGCAGCAUAUGCUGAGCUCAAGGGUGUCAAGCUUCUGGUUGAUGCUGAGCAGAGCUACAUGCAACCCGCGAUUGAUCAUCUUGCCCUCGUCCUCAUGAGACGUCACAAUCAUGAGAAUCCUGUCAUCUUCAACACAUAUCAGUGCUACUUGGUCGACUCCUUCGAUCGUGUGAAGCUGGACGUCCAGCGUGCUGAACGCUACGGGUUUGUCUUUGCUGCAAAGGUUGUCAGGGGAGCCUACAUGCACCAAGAGAGAAAGCUAGCAGCUGAGCAGGGCUACCCCGAUCCCAUCCAUCCCAACAUCGAGGCAACCCACAAGAACUUUGAUGCUGUGGUGGAUUUCCUCAUCUCGAGGAAGGGUCAGAUGGAUCCUGAGACCUUCAAGGCUGAGACGGAGGAGGAGACUGAACGUCGCAAGAAGCUUGCCAUCAUGAUCGCCUCCCACAACGAGGAGUCGAUUCUCAAGGCUGCUGAGAAGAUGAAUCAGAUGGAGAUCUCUCCGGCUCAGAGUGGGAUCUACUUCGGUCAGCUGCAGGGAAUGUGCGACCAUGUUUCCUUCGCUCUUGGCAAGAAGCACUUCAACGUGUACAAGUACCUCCCGUAUGGCCCCGUCAAGGAGGUGAUGCCGUACCUGCUGAGGAGGCUGGAGGAGAACAGCGACAUUCUUGCGGGAGUCAAGAAGCAGAAGAAGCUGAUCAUGACCGAGCUCUCGCGUCGUCUGGGAUGGCGCAAGCAUGCAAGCUGCUGAAUUGGUCGAUGGGCCUCCUGUCAGUUUUGGUAGUGUGGAGAGUGCAGGAGCUCUUGAGUUUUUGUAGAAUAACUUGAUUAUUACUCUGUAAAUACAUGAUCU